AUGAGUCUGACUUCCUGGUUCCUAGUGAGCGGAGGGGGGACGCGUCAUCGUCUCCCCAGGGAGAUGAUCUUUGUGGGGAGGGACGACUGUGAGCUCAUGCUGCAGUCCCGCAGUGUGGACAAACAACAUGCUGUCAUUAACUACGAGCCGAAUACAGAUGAACAUAAAGUGAAGGACCUGGGCAGUUUAAACGGGACAUUUGUCAAUGAUGUCAGAAUACAGGAGCAAAUGUAUGUCACAUUGAAAAUUGAUGACAAAUUGAGGUUUGGAUACGAUACCAACCUGUUCACUGUGGUGCGAGGAGAACUACAUAUUCCCGAGGAGGCCCUCAAGCAUGAGAAGUUCAGCAUCCAGCUUCAGCUGAACCAGAAGAGGCCUACAGAGGUGGAGUCAUCUAAGUCAGAGAAACCUUCUGAGGCAGCAGAGGGAGCCACAGCCAAACCCUCUGAGGUCAGCAGGGUGGAGGAAAGAACACCAGGGGAUGUAGCACAGUUGCACAGGGGUACGCCCCUCUAUGGCCAGCCUGCCUGGUGGGGAGAUGGAGACACUGAGAACAAACACUCUGGGAGGCCCGACGAAAAGAAAGACACCAAGAAAAGCACAGAGAUCCCAAAAUCUGCCCAGCCAACACCCUCAAAUCAGGAGCCGAGCUACUUUGAGAUCCCAACCAAGGAUACUUCCUCAGCAGGUAAAAUGAUUGGUGAGGCCCCCUCACGAGAACAAGAGGCUGGUGCUUCUUCUGCUGCAGAACCCAUCCAUGGCCAUGCUUCUUUUACUAUUGAGUUUGACCCUGGGGCAGGUAAAGCGACGGUCAAAGAUCGAGUGGCUAAGGUGGGACCAGAGACCAGGCCACGUCCUAAGAGGGGCACAGGGGAGGAGCUGAGUCCACUUCAGACAGCCAUGGUAGCAGCGGAGGUUAAAGUUGCAGAUUGGUUGGCCCAGAAUGAGUUGCCAUUGGCUCUCAAAGAGACAGUCGCAGAGGAUGACGGGGAAAGUGUGAAGAGCGAUGUACCUGUGCAAAUGAGGAGUCUUAAAGGUGUCAAACAUGAAGAUGGUACACAGAGUGACUCAGAGAACGCACUUGGGGAGCAGCGCAGGGCUGCGGCUCUGGAGGAGCGCUCAUGGGGACUUUGGGGCGGUCCAGGGAUGAAGAUCAGAGAGGGCCGUGCUAACGUACCAGAGGGGCUCUUUGCAGAGGAGGACAGUCCUGCGCGCCGUCGCAAGUCUUCAACUUCCAAAGUGGGAGGUGGAUUUGUGGAGAGGCGACGUGGCUCGGCACCACAUCAGCAGAGUAGUCGUGAUGAGUGCUAUCACCAUGGAGAUGACUAUAGUGACAGAGGAACCUACACAAUUGAGAUAGAGAAUGGAGAUCAUGAAGAGGAGGAGGCUAGGAAAAUGAUUGACAAAGUGUUUGGUGUGGAUGAGCAGGAGGCUGUGUGUGUGACGAGGCUAGGGAGUACUGAUCAAAGAGAGAGGCUCACCUCCCAGAGAUCUGGUACCAGGGACAGAGGAAAGCCGGGACGCAUGGAAACAGAGGUCUUGUCUGAGGAAUUGGUGGUGGGUGGUCCACGCUGGGUCUCACAAUGGGCUACACUAGCUGCCAGCCACAUUAGGACGGACCCUGAAGGAUCAGGCGGUGAGAGUCACCCCUUGGUCACAGAGGACAGAGCUGAAAUAAGUGAGUCCAGCCACUCCUUUGCCUCGUCUGGCUACACAGAGCGCAAGAGGAGAACCCUUCCCCAGCUGCCUGGUGAGGAGGUUGCCCUAGGGAGGAGGACCCCAGGUUCAGGCGUGCGUUCAGAUAUGGAGAAACAGGACACAGAGCUACAAGAGAAGGAGAACCAGGGUGAGAAGAUGGCCAGGGGGAAGAAUCGGCCUGGUCACAGUACAGGGGGUGUGGGCAGCCCUAGUCGUUCUUCACCAGCCAAGUCACAGGACAGUGGUGGUGGGAGAUCAGGCCAGCCAGGUGUCUUGGCCAAGCUACCCCCUCGUCCAAUGACCAGUGGGGAGAAAAGAAUGGAGGAGUCACGGAGGAGGAAAAAAGAAGAGGAGAAGGCCAGAGAAACUAGUGGAAAACCACUGUUGAGGCAAGAGAGUUUUACUGUGGAGAAACCAAGCUCCAAUGUGCCCAUUGAGCUCAUACCACGUAUUGAUGGGCUCACAGGUAGCAGAACUCAGAGCAGGGAGGCUGGCAUCGACAGUACGACACUGCAGAAAGACUCUGAGGCUGUUGCAGCUUUUUUAGAGACCACUGUAUCAGACCAAGGUGAUCCACCAAGUCAGUCCAUCGAAGGCUCCAUGUCACCAGAGUCAGAUGUGGAUACAACCAGCACAGUAAGCCAGGCUGAAGGAGCAAGGAAGGUCCAGAAACGCCGGAUGCUUGCAGGACAGCAGAAGGAGAAAACAGUUGUGUGUUCAUCCAGCAGAAGUUCCACUGUUGGCCGAGAGACACAAGACAGGAGGGUCAAGACUAGAACAUCUGGUCCUCAGAAGCCCAGCCAUCCCUGGACAUCUCUGGACCUCACUGAUGAUGACAUCAACUCCAACUCACUCCUCUCCGACUCCCAGCCCACCUCCACACAGGAAUCUAGAGGCUCUCAUGCCAAAUCCCAGGCAGGGAGCACAACAGUUGGGGCCAGCACCAAAUCUAGUCGGGCUAAGGUCGCCCAGGUGCCUGCUUCCACUGCAGCCAGUAAGGCAAACAAUGUCCCCAAGCCCAGGCCCACCAGGGCAUCCCUGCUGAGGAGAGCCCGGCUAGGGGACUCAUCUGACACUGAACCUGCUGAUUUUGACCGGAUGUCAGUGGCCUCUGAGGCCUCCACUGCUAGUUCCACCUCGAGGACAGGGAUGGCAAAGAGGGGAAUGUCCAGAAUAGAAGCUCUGGCACAGCCGAGGAGACCAAGAGUAGGCUCCCCAUCUGCCCAGAGUGACUCAGAAGCCACUGUGACAAGAAGUAGAGGUUUCGGGGCCCGGAGCGCUGCAGGUGAUUAUGCCAUCAGACAAGGUUUCAGAGGGUCAAAUGUGACCUCAGUGUCUGGACCCAGAGCCAGGGCUAACAGUGCCUCCAAGCUGCCUGACAAAAAUAAAGGCUCCUCCCCAUAUGGACAUGUCACACCUGCAUCUGGCACUCGGUGGCGCCGGGUACCCGUGGAGUAUGCCUCCACCUCAGAGGACGAGUAUGGCUCAAAUCGUCACACAUCCAAACAGGGCAACACACGGCCAUUCCCCUCUACUCGGGUAGCCCAGCUGGGAGGUUCAGCCCCAGCUACUCCUAGUCCUACAGGACUGGCUGCCCUGAAGCAGAACUCCAGGGAACAGGACGAGUAUAUGAGAGACUGGACAGCACACAGUGAAGAAAUAGCCAGGAUUAGCCAAGACCUAGCCAAAGACCUAGCCAUGCUUGCCCGAGAGAUUCAUGAUGUAGCUGGAGAGAUCGACUCAGUCAGUCCUGCAGCCACCGAUCCUGGAGCUUUGUUGGAGGAGCGUGUCUUUGAUGACAGCUUGGACGUGGGUGGUCCCUCCACAGAUCACAGCAACAUUCUUAGAACCAAUGGGCAGUCGGUUGAGCUCCGACCCAGGGGCUCUAGUGGACAGGGGCCCCGGUCCAUCCGACGACAGACAUGGAACAGAGAUGAUGCGAUCCUAGACAGUUUACUACUAGCAUCUGUGAAUCAACUGUCAACUAGGAUACGUCAAUCUGUUGACAAAACAACCUGCAAAAUCAGGAUCCUUUUCAAGGAUAAAGAACGGAAAUGGGAAGAGAUUGAGAACAAACUGCAGGCAGAACAUGACUCCUUACUACUCAAGAGCUCCAACAAGGAGAUUUCAACCAUUAUUCAAGACCUGAAGAGAGUGGAAAGACAACUGCUUGUCAUUGAUAUGAUGGUGGACCCAGAUGGCACCCUGGAUGCACUGUCAAAUCUGGGCCUAACCAGCCCUUUGACCGACCAGAAGAUUAGUCUUGGGACCCAGCAGGGGGCGUCAGUGCUGCAUCCUGGAGCAGAGGCUUCUUCCAGCACACCCUCAGCCUCCAAGCACGAAGGAACCACCACUGAACCGCAGGCACCUUCAGACCAUGCGCAGGUGGCAGAGCGAGACCCAGCACCAAAACAUAGCUCAAGACGCACUUGA
This is a messenger RNA of Scomber japonicus (chub mackerel), 4131 nucleotides long. RefSeq names its product centrosomal protein 170Ab (gene cep170ab). The record is from RefSeq and is a predicted model, not a curated record. Gene Ontology annotation, molecular function: protein binding. The transcript has 18 exons. Lineage: Eukaryota; Metazoa; Chordata; Actinopteri; Scombriformes; Scombridae. Gene Ontology annotation, cellular component: centriole. Bases 1 to 4131 code for a protein of 1376 amino acids.